AUGCUUGAUAGGGCUCUCAAGUAUCGAGCUGCCUUUGGUAAUCCCAAAGUCAUUGGUGGGAUAAACUACAAGUUUCACCCUACAGAAGCUGAAUGGCACCGAUUGAAGCAGAUUUGUGAGUUUUUGGAGCCUUUUGAUGAAAUCACUAAUUUGAUCUCAGAUGAAGUCAUCAGAAGUAUGAUUGUUCCAAUGAGAGAAAGGUUUGAUAAGUAUUGGGAAGAUCUUAGUGAUGUCAUUGCAAUGAAUACAGUGUUUGAUCCAAGGUUGAAGCUAACACUGAGACGCGAAACUAAUCAGCAAACUGAUGAGAACGAAGGAAAAAAGGGAGUUUUGGCAACUAUGAUUUACGUAGGCUAUGAAAACAAUUACAACAAUUACGAUUUUAUUAACUUCCGCAAACAAACUGUUGUUACUAGUGGAAAGUCUUCUUUGAAAAUGUAUCUAGAUGAUCCGCCGAUAGAAAUGAUAGAGUUUGAGAGUUUGGAUAUUUUAAAAUAUUGGAAAGAUAAUUCUCAAAGGUAUGGAGAACUGGCUUCAAUGGCUUGCGACCUCCUUAGUCUACCAAUCAUAACAGUAGCAUCUGAAUCUUCUUUUAGUAUUGGAAUUCGAGUUUUGAACAAGUACAGAAGCCGUAUUCUCCCCAAAAAUGUUCAAGCACUAAUAUGCUGCCGCAAUUGGUUAAAAGAGGAGGAUGAAGAAUUUGAUGAAGAUGAGAUAUUACCUUCUUUCCAGUCAAUUGUUGAUGAUGAAGCUUGA
Molecule: messenger RNA, 756 nt
Organism: Camelina sativa (false flax)
Lineage: Eukaryota; Viridiplantae; Streptophyta; Magnoliopsida; Brassicales; Brassicaceae
Source: RefSeq, a predicted model, not a curated record